Molecule: messenger RNA, 2610 nt
Organism: Eremomyces bilateralis CBS 781.70
Lineage: Eukaryota; Fungi; Ascomycota; Dothideomycetes; Eremomycetales; Eremomycetaceae
Product: AAA-domain-containing protein
Exons: 2
Coding region: 90-2399 (769 amino acids)
Cellular component (GO): cytoplasm
Molecular function (GO): ATP binding; ATP hydrolysis activity
Source: RefSeq, a predicted model, not a curated record
AUAGAUCUUAAACAAUAUUCCCAUGAAUUUUACUCUGAAGCUCAGGUGUGUUCCAAGUGACAUCCCUCUGUCAUGGUGUCCAGCACCGUAUGGCUUCAAUCCAAUACUCACUCCGGCCCUACAGGCCUCCCGGAUCCGGAACGCCUUCGAGCGACUCGCUCCCGCUUGAGGCCGGAUUUCGACUCUAUCUUACCUCGAUAGAUCUGGUCCAACUCAAAUUGCGGCCAGGACAACUCUGUGAAGUCAAAUCUGGCUCCGGGUCCUGCAUCGGCGUUGCAUGGAAAUCAACCGAGCCGGACACCAACAACCAGGCGCGAAAUGCCAAAGUUCCGGAUACCUUUCGGGCAUUUUAUGGUCUCCAGCUCAAAGAUAAAGUGUCCUUAUCAGGCUAUGAUGGUACAUUACCGCUUGCUUCUGAGGUAACGAUCAGUGAUGCAAAGGGGACAUCGGGGAGCAAGGAUCGUGAUGACCAGGAGGACUGGGACGGGCUUGCAUAUUGUGCUCUACAGGGUAUCGAUGCCAUAUGUCAGAAUGGCACAUUUGAUGCAGUUGUCCGUCGCGGAGAAAAUCAGUCCAUGAAGAGGACGUUCAAAAUUACACACAUUCAACACGAUUCAGAAGGAGUCGGCUCAAACGAGUCAGAGCUCUCAACCAGACUGUUCGGAGUCAAUUCAAAAACAAAAGUUCGAUUCCAAGCCCAUGGAGCACCUCGACGAUUUGGAACAAGAGCCGCUACAGCCUCCUUCAGAGAUAUCGCCGGUCUUGAUCACCAGCUCCAAGAGAUGAAGGAGUUCUUGGAUAUACCAUCCCAACCCGUUCGGGCAGGAGCACGGAACACCGACUUAAAUGCAUAUAAAACGUUACUCGUAUACGGUGCUGAAGGCACUGGUAAGAGCUUAGUAUUGAAUGCACUCUUAACCCAAGUAGACCGAGUUAAACGACUCCACGACCUCAGCGGCACAGCGAGAUCCGUUACACUACUCGAAACAGCAUUCCAGGAUGCACUCCGAGACCAACCUAGCUUUAUAGUUGUCGAUGAUAUCGAUGAGCUUUUGGGGAAGUCAGAUCAGUCAUCCGGACCGCUCAUUGCGGUUCUUGCCCGAAACCUCGAUUCCCUCGACGGGUCGCAGGUGGCGUUCGUUGCGACGGCUAUUACACCGAACAAUAUACCGGCGAAGCUACGCCGACGAUUCGCAGCGGAAAUCGAGUUGCCCAUCCCUGACGCGACGGCGAGGGCACAGAUUCUCAACAAGCUGAUUGGGGACCGAGCUCGCAUUGAGCCUAAUGUCCUCAGUGUAGUUGCCCUCAGGUCGCACGGAUACGUCGGUAGCGAUCUAAGGUUCGUUGCCAGCAGAGCAUACCGCCAUUUCCGCUCAAGACAGUCACAACAAGAACCUAUUGCAUCAGAAGACCAGGCUACCAAAGACGACAGUAUAAACGGCGACCUCGCCGAAAUCUCAUCCCCCCUCGCAUCCCUUUCCCUCACGUCACUCUCCUUAGAAGACUUCUCCCACGCCCUCUCCCGCGUCCACCCCUCCGCCCUCAAAGAACUUUUCAUCGAAACUCCCCAAGUCCAAUGGACCGACAUCGGCGGCUACGCCACUAUCAAACGCAAACUCUACGACGCCACCACCCGCGUCAUCUCCGACCCUGAGCUCAUGCUCCGACUCACCGUCCGCCCGCCGCGUGGAAUUCUCCUCUACGGCCCGCCCGGCUGCUCCAAGACCCUGACCGCCCGCGCAGCCGCGACAGCCUCGGGGUUCAGCUUCAUCGCGAUCAAGGGCGCGCAGUUGAUCAAUAUGUACGUCGGCGAGACGGAGCGGGCGAUCCGGGAAGUAUUCCGGAAAGCGCGGGCAGCGGCGCCGACGAUUAUCUUUUUCGACGAGAUUGACGCGAUCGCGGUGAGCCGAGAGGGUGGAGGCGGCGGUAGCAGCGGGGCGGUCAGUGGGCUGAACACGGUGACGACCUUGCUAAAUGAGAUGGAUGGGAUCGAGGAACUGCGCGGGGUAUUGGUGCUGGCGGCGACGAACCGGCCGGAUGUGUUGGAUAAGGCGCUGUUACGGCCGGGGCGAUUUUCUCAGUUGCUGUAUGUUGGACCACCGGAUGAGGAGGCGAGGUUGCAGAUUUUGCAGAUCAGGACGAAGAAGACGCCGUUGGCUGCGGAUGUGGAUUUGAAAGAGCUUACGCUACGGUUGGAAGGCUAUACCGGGGCUGAAGUUGUCAAUGUCGUCGAUGCUGCGUGCGACAAAGCGUAUACGGAAUGCAGGGAGAAAUCAGGGGCAGAGGAGGUCGCUAGCAGACAUUUUGAUGACGCACUGAAGGAAGUGCAUGCGAGUUUGACGAGUGAGGCGGAGGCCUUAUAUCGAGAAUGGGCUCUUGAUACGGAGAGGAAACUAUAGAGUUCUUCUGUACAAGUCAAUUCGAUGUACAAACGACGGUUCAACUACAAGGGCACGUGGAGAUGUGAUUCCCAAUGUAUAUGCCUCCAUUCUCUAUAAUCAGCGGGCAGAUUCAUAGGCGACAACGACCGCAAUACCGGUAGGGGCGUUCCAAAAUCACUUAUCAAAUCCAUCACCAAUGAAGCAAAUCAACACCCUACUCCACCAUCCC